This is a messenger RNA of Mucor velutinosus, 1248 nucleotides long. RefSeq lists its product as uncharacterized. The record is from RefSeq and is a predicted model, not a curated record. Gene Ontology annotation, biological process: tRNA processing. Bases 1 to 1248 code for a protein of 415 amino acids. Gene Ontology annotation, molecular function: flavin adenine dinucleotide binding; tRNA dihydrouridine synthase activity. The transcript is spliced from 2 exons. Lineage: Eukaryota; Fungi; Mucoromycota; Mucoromycetes; Mucorales; Mucoraceae.
AUGGCACCUGUAAAAUUGGAAGGUUAUGAGUUUUUCAAUAAAACCUUGAAGGCUCCCAAGACAAUCUUGGCUCCUAUGGUGGAUCAGUCUGAACAUGCCUGGAGAAUUCUUAGCAGAAGAUAUGGCGCUGAUGUGUGUGUUACUCCCAUGUUCCAUGCUAGAUUGUUCAGCGAAGGCAAAAAGUACAGAGACGAACAAUUUACUACCAAUAAAGAAGAUAGACCCCUUAUUGUACAAUUUUGUGCCAACGAUGCCGAUAUUCUUUUGAAAGCUGCCAAACUUGUGGAAAACGAUUGCGAUGCCGUCGAUCUCAACCUCGGCUGUCCUCAACACAUUGCCAAGCGAGGUCACUAUGGCUCUUUCUUACAAGAUGAAUGGGAGUUGAUCGCUAAAAUGGUCAGUCUUUUGCACAAGGAAUUAGCUGUUCCUGUCACUGUCAAGAUUCGCUGCUUUCCCACUGUUGAAAAGACAAUUGAAUACGCAAAGAUGAUUGAAGCUGCAGGCGCACAAAUGCUGACUGUGCACGGUAGAUUGAGAGAACAGAAAGGCCACAACACGGGUAUUGCUGACUGGGACAAGAUCAAGGCCGUCAAGGAGGCAUUGAGCAUUCCCGUUGUUGCUAAUGGUAAUAUUUUAUAUCACGAUGAUAUUCAAAGAUGCUUGGAUUAUACUGGCGUCGAUGCUGUCAUGACGGCAGAAGGAAGUCUCUACAACCCAGCCAUCUUCUCCAAGGACCACAAGUUCCCUCCUUUGGCUAUUGAUAUGGCUCAAGAAUAUUUGGACAUUUGCAAAGUGGAGAAGACAAACGGAAGCGCCAUCAAGGGCCAUUUGUUCAAGGUAUUGCACUCCACCUUGCCUCAUCAUAAGGAAAUGAGAGCUCGUCUUGGUCAAGCUCGUCUCGGCAAAGAUGGCUCUCUGGAUGAAUAUACACAGGUGUUGGCUGAAUUAAGGGCUUUGGUUUUGAAGGAUAUCGAGGAACAAGGAGAGGGCGAGGAUGUGCAGGGCCAAGUAGAUGAAAAUGGUAUCCGUAAAUACGCCUAUUGGAGAUGUCAACCUUACAUUCGACCCAAGCUUCCCGAGGAUAAUGGCAACAACUCGGAGAAAGCCAAGGCUCAUCAAGCCAAGGUGCAGCAAGAAAAGGCAGAAAAGAAGCGUCAAGCUGAAGCCCAACAAGACGAGAGCAACAAGAAGCCUAAACCAGAAGCACAGGAAGAGCAAGUUAGACAAGUAACUGUAGAUACCAAUUAA